GACACCUGGACACCAAACUAAAGCGCCGCCAUGGCGGACGCGCUGAUCGGGCCGCUGGUGGGGAGGCUCCAGGAGCUGGCGCUGAGCCAGGCACGGGCGCUGGUGGCGGUGAACAAGGACAUCCGGAGGCUCCGCGACAAGCUCAUGUUCCUGCAGGCCUUCCUCCGCGAGGCCGACGCCAAGCGCCACCUCUUCUCCGACGAGAUCACCAGGGUGUGGCUGCAGCAGACGCGCGACGCCGUCUUCGACGCCGAGGACGCCGUCGAUCACUACUACCUCCAGGUCGACAUGUCAAGGCAAGAAGCGCUUCUACAUGCGUCCUCCUGUCGGUCCCUAAAGUACCAAGGUAAAUGGUUGAUGUUGCGUUUAUCUAGGAUGAUAUAUGUUGGCUCUGUUCCGGUUCAUCCGAGCAGUUUGGUGACUAAUUUACUGAUAAUUUAAUUAUAUUAAUUAAAUGAGUCGGGUGUAUCGUCGUGCAUUUAUCUUGCCAGUAAUAUUCUGUGAUGCUCUGAUGCACUUUGGGAAUUGGUUAUCUUGUCUUCAGUGCGGAACAUUUGUUUAUUAAUGCAUGAGAAGAAUCCUUGUUACUACCUUGAACCUGUUUUAUAAUCCAUAUUGUUAUGCACUAGCGCGUGUGCGUGUGAAAUAGAUGGAUUAUGGUCCCGUACCCAAUAAGAUGGAUAUGUGUGUGUGUUAGA
This is a messenger RNA of Triticum aestivum (bread wheat), 698 nucleotides long. Its product is annotated as probable disease resistance protein At1g58390. The coding region runs from base 31 to 441 and encodes 136 amino acids. The transcript is spliced from 2 exons. The record is from RefSeq and is a predicted model, not a curated record. NCBI's taxonomy places the organism in Eukaryota, Viridiplantae, Streptophyta, Magnoliopsida, Poales, Poaceae.